Carassius gibelio (silver crucian carp) is the source of this 1102-nucleotide messenger RNA. Its product is annotated as pseudouridylate synthase TRUB1-like. Gene Ontology annotation, biological process: tRNA modification; mRNA pseudouridine synthesis. The record is from RefSeq and is a predicted model, not a curated record. Lineage: Eukaryota; Metazoa; Chordata; Actinopteri; Cypriniformes; Cyprinidae. Gene Ontology annotation, cellular component: mitochondrion. The transcript has 8 exons. Gene Ontology annotation, molecular function: pseudouridine synthase activity; RNA binding. The coding region runs from base 7 to 903 and encodes 298 amino acids.
ACGCCAAUGAGGUCAUCAUCUCGCGCCGCGAUAGCAAUAAGCAUGGCUAUUCAGAACAGUUCACUAUCCAAAUUGCAGUCUUGUAAUGGUAUAUUUGCCAUAUAUAAGAAACAGGGACCCACCUCCGCAGAUGUGUUAAACACUCUGAAGAAAGCGCUUUUAAAAGAGGCAGGUGUUGCAAAUCCCAAUCCUCGCAAAAGGAACAAGCAACCUUUAAAAAUUGGCCAUGGUGGCACCCUGGACAGCAAUGCUUCUGGUGUACUUGUAGUUGGAAUUGGUGAAGGAACGAAGAUGCUCACCACAAUGCUUGCAGGAUCAAAGAAAUACAGAGCUAUUGGAGAGUUAGGCAAAGCAACUGAUACUCUUGACGUCACAGGAAAUGUUGUUGAAGAAAAGAGUUAUGAUCACAUCACAAAAGAGGUUUUUGAGGAGAAGCUGAAGCAGUUUACGGGUGAAAUUAUGCAGGUUCCACCUCUAUAUUCGGCACUGAAGAAGGAUGGCAAGCGCAUGUCUGUCCUGCUCAAGCAAGGUCAAGAGGUUGAGGCUAAACCUGCACGUCCAGUCACGGUGUACAGUCUCUCUUUACAAGACUUCAGUCCGCCGUAUUUCACCAUAGAUGUUGAGUGUGGAGGUGGGUUUUAUGUGAGAAGCUUGGUUGAUGAUCUUGCAAAAGCUCUAUCAUCCUGUGCUCAUAUCAAGGAACUCAGUCGGACCAAGCAGGGUCAGUUCACACUGGAAGAGCAUGCAUUGAAGGAGGAUCGCUGGACUUUGACAGAUAUCUCCCAGGCUCUGCAGCCUUGCCCAAAGCCAUCAGGGCAACAGAAGAAUGCCAAGAAAACAAAAUCAAAGCAUAUGCCCACCCCAUCUGAAUCUAAGGGUGACGAUGGAAAUACAAACGAUUAAAUGAUGAACAAAUUACAUUCUCACUGAAAGAACUGUAGGAAACUGCAGUGUUAUUGUGACAAAACAUGACUUGGCACUGUUAUUAUUUGUGUGAGCCCAAACGUGCUGUAGGUAAUGGGCUUUUGUGUUCUUUGUUUUUUUAUUUUAUUUUUUUUUAUUACACAUUGACAAGCUAUUAAAGUUUAUUAUAGAUUAUUAA